ACUUUCACAACUAACGCCAACCCAGAGACAGAGAAAACAGAGGUGAUAGCAGAACCCGCCACCAGGCGCCACCCGACAAUGUCCAUCCUCGCCGCUCUCUUCACCCCGGCUACCUCCGUCUCCCUUCCUGUGGCCAAACCCACCCUCAAGUUCGCUCCUUUACCUAUCCAUCUCAAUGUCGGCCUCCCCUCCACCAUCUGCACUCCCAUUUCCUUCUCCACUCUCCGCCCGGGCCAGCAGCGAGGCUUCCCCUUUUUAACCCUCCUUGCCGCCACUGGCGGCGGUGAUGGCAUCAUUGACAAUAAUAAUAGCGGUUCUGGUGGUGGUGGUGGCGGCGGCGGCAAUAACAAUGACGGGAAAAACAACAAUGAAGGGGGUGAAGACAAUGGUGAUGAGAAUGCGGGCAGCAGGAACUGGGAGGAGGCCUUGAUGCUGCUGUCAGAGGCUGGGAGGACAUUGGAUAGUUUGCCUAAGGACUUAGCAGCGGCGAUCCGAGCUGGGAAGAUUCCUCCCGCCGUGAUUGAGAGGUUUUUGAGCCUCGAGAAGUCGGCUUUUAUGCGGUGGUUGAUGCAGCUUGGUGGAUUUAAGGAGAGGCUUCUGGCUGAUGAUCUUUUCUUGGCUAAGGUUUUUAUGGAGUGUGGUGUUGGGGUCUUCACAAAGACUGCAGCAGAGUAUGAUCGUCGCAAAGAAAACUUUUUCAAGGAGCUUGAGAUUGUUUUUGCUGAUGUGGUAAUGGCCAUAAUAGCAGAUUUCAUGCUUGUUUAUCUCCCAGCACCUACUGUUUCUCUCCGGCCUCCUAUUGCUGUCACUGCUGGACCUAUUUCCAAGUUCUUCUACAGCUGCCCUGACAAUGCAUUCCAGAUUGCCCUUCCGGGAACUUCAUAUUCAUUUUUACAGAGACUAGGUGCAAUAGUGCGUAAUGGGGCAAAACUUUUUGCUGUUGGCACCACUUCAUCACUGGUUGGCACAGCAGUAACAAAUGCCUUGAUCAAUGCAAGAAAAGCUGUUGAUAAGUCUUCCGCAGCUGAAGUUGAAAAUGUGCCCAUAUUUUCCACUAGUACUGCUUAUGGUGUCUAUAUGGCAGUUUCAAGCAACCUCAGGUACCAAGUGCUGGCUGGUGUAAUUGAGCAACGGAUUUUGGAGCCCUUGCUACACCAACACAAGCUUAUACUGAGUGCCAUUUGCUUUGCUGUCCGAACAGGCAACACAUACUUGGGUUCCCUAUUGUGGGUCGACUAUGCUCGCUUAAUAGGAAUCCAGAAGGUUCAUGAGGAGAACGCUGCAUUGGCUUGAUUUAUGUUCAGUUUUAGAAAGUUGGAAAUUCUUGUGUUUCUCUGUGUCAGUUAUAUAAAGCAAGUACAUUGGUUUUUGAGGAAGAUCAUUCUCAUCAUGGAUAUCACUGGAUACUUAUACAUGUCUGGAUCAUGGUUAAGCGAGCAGUUUCUGAAUUUUUAUUUUUAUUUUUUAUAUAUCAUUCAAUAACGUGUACAUCUUGAUUUUAAUUCUAUUGAACUUUCUCUUUUCUCUUUGCUUUUCCUUAAACCCUGUUGGAAAUUUG
Messenger RNA from Rubroshorea leprosula, 1558 nucleotides. Lineage: Eukaryota; Viridiplantae; Streptophyta; Magnoliopsida; Malvales; Dipterocarpaceae. The record is from the annotation of a GenBank genome assembly.